AUGUCUGACGACAUGAACCAAGGAAGAAACAUGGAAACAGAGGCCGAGGAAGAGGAAGAGAUGGUUCCUCAAUCCGAGUCGGAAAAACAAAUGUCCCUCAGAAACGGCAACGUCAGUAAUCAAGACCUGGCUCCAGUCAAGAACAACCCGCAGCAGCAGCAAGUCGUUCAGCCCCAGCCUGAAUACCAGCCUAGGCCCGAGCAGCCCCGCAUUCCCCAACGUGCUGAGGGCUACAGGACCUCCGCUAUACGAGAGUCUCGUAUCAAAGACCGGCCAGUCAGUAAAACUGGGGCGUCGGACAGCGCAUUGAAGAUUAAGAUCGAGCUUGACUUGGAAGUUGAGGUUGAUCUUUAUGCUAGAGUUAAGGGCGAUGUUACAAUUGGGUUGAUGUAG
Molecule: messenger RNA, 393 nt
Organism: Venustampulla echinocandica
Lineage: Eukaryota; Fungi; Ascomycota; Leotiomycetes; Helotiales; Pleuroascaceae
Exons: 2
Coding region: 1-393 (130 amino acids)
Source: RefSeq, a predicted model, not a curated record